GUGUGUCUGUCGGCGGCGGACUCCCCCAUCAAAACCAAGAUGGCGGCGGAGCGCGCGCAGCCGGCUCGGCUCGCUGAGUGACGGACAGACAGAGGAGGCAGCCUCCCUCACGGUGGGGGACUAACGGAUAGGAGACCAGAAUAAAACGGCAGUCCUCCCGGCUGAGCAGCGCGCCUUCGCCCCACAGCAAUGCGGCUGCACCGAUAAACCACCACCGGCGGCGGGGUGGGGGAAGUUGUGACCGAUUUUGACGUUCAUAAGCGGAGGGCAGCUGGCGGGGAUGGGAAAUGAUGGAGGACAAAGGCCCCCGUGUAGCCGACUACUUUGUGGUCGCCGGUCUGACGGACCCGUCCAAGCCUUUGGACCAGGAGAUCCACUUUGAUGACGCGUGCCACAAGACGGCCAAGCCGAAAGCGCCCAUCACCGACGUGGCGGUGGUGAUCCGCUCUCUGGGCGAGGACGUGCCUCCCGGGUUCACGUGCAUAGAGACCACGCCCAACGGACACUCGGCCGAUCUCAACAACGGAGGCCUCAUGGCGCCGCAGAUCUUCCUGUGCUACCGGAGAGGCCGGGACAAGCCGCCGCUCACUGACCUGGGAGUCCUGUAUGAGUGGAAGGAGCGACUGAAACAGGGCUGCCACCUCAUCCAGACCACGCCCGCCGGUCGGCCCGCCAACAUCAGCGGUAACUCCUCCCAGCGGAUCUACGUCACCUUCCGCCGAGCGCCCGACACCCAGCCCCACGCCUCCCUGGCCGUCACCGACAUCUGCAUCAUCAUCCCCAGCAAGGGGGAAGCGCCCCCCCACACCUUCUGCAAGGUGGAGAAGAACCUCAACAGCAGCAUGUGGGGCUCCUCUGUGUACCUGUGUUACAAGAAGUCUGUGGCCAAAACCAACGUGAUCGCCUACAAAGCAGGUUUAUUCAGCAGAUAUCCAGAGGAGGACUACGAGUCAUUCCCACUGCCGGAGUCGGUCCCCCUCUUCUGCCUUCCCAUGGGGGCCACAAUCGAGUGCUGGCCAGCAAACACGAAGUACGCCCUCCCAGUCUUUUCCACCUUUGUCCUGACCGGAGCCUCUGGAGAAAAGGUCUACGGCGCCGCCAUCCAGUUUUAUGAGCCAUACCCACAGGAGUGCCUGACUGAUCAGCAGCUCUCCCAGUUGGGUCUCUUGAGCCCAGAACAAUGCAAUUCAUCUCUAUCCAGUCCUGAAGCUGAUGCCACCAACAGUACUGCAAACAGCGUCACUAACCCCAGCUCAGUCUACACCAACAAGUGCAUCUGCCUCCUCUCCCAUUGGCCCUUCUUCGACGCUUUCCGCAAGUUCCUCACAUUCCUCUAUCGAUACUCCAUCUCCGGCCCGCAUGCGCUGCCCAUUGAGAAGCACAUCUCUCACUUUAUGCACAAAGUUCCCUUCCCUUCCUCCCAGAGGCCUCGCAUCUUGGUGCAGCUCUCUCCUCAUGACAGCCUGAUGUUGAGCCAGCCAGUGAGUUCUCCGUUACCGCUCAGCGGAGGAAGGUUUUCCACUCUGCUUCACAACCUCGGUCCUGAGAACGCCGUCACCUUACUGGUGUUCGCUGUGACCGAACAUAAAAUCCUGGUCCAUUCGUUACGGCCGGCGGUGCUGACCAGUGUCACAGAGGCCUUGGUGUCUAUGAUCUUUCCUUUCCACUGGCCGUGUCCGUACAUCCCCCUGUGCCCCCUGGCCUUGGCCGACGUGCUGAGCGCCCCCUGCCCUUUCAUCGUCGGCGUGGAUUCUCGUUACUUUGACCUGUAUGACCCUCCGCCUGACGUGAACUGUGUGGACCUGGACACAAACACCAUCUUCCACAACGACGAUAAGCGGGCUCUCACAUGGAAGAUCCUGCCAAAGAAAGCCUGUAAAAACCUGAUGAAUGUGCUGAGUAAUCUCCACCAGCAGCUGGUUGAUGGUCAGUUCCGGGCGGACGGGCUGCUAGAGAUGAGCAUGAGCGACUCGCCAGAGCUGAGCUGUGGGAAGAGUCUCCACAUGCUGGAGCUGGAGAUCCAGGAAGCCUUCCUGCGCUUCAUGGCAGCUAUCCUAAAGGGUUACCGCUCCUUUCUGCGCCCGAUCACACAGGCUCCCUCGGAGAAAGCCACAGACGCCAGCUCGCUCUUCGACUUACAAGGAUUCCUGAAGAGCCGCGACCGCUCGCACCAGAAGUUCUACUCCCUCAUGACCAAGACCCAGAUGUUCAUCCGCUUCAUCGAGGAAUGCUCGUUCGUCAGCGACAAAGACACCAGCCUGGUGUUCUUUGACGACUGUGUGGACAAACUUUACAACUCAGAACGGAGCACAGAGAAAGGAGGGAAGGUGGAAGGCGAGCGGCCGGACGAGGCCAGACUGAUCGAGAUUGACGAGUCGCAGCGCAGCGAGCACACGGUCUUCAUCACACCCCCAGAGCUGCCGCCUCUGCCGGAUGGGGAGGAGUAUCCACUGUGCUACAGGUAUGAUGGCUUUCCGGUGUUAACUCUGGAACUGUUCGACCCUGUGGAGGGGCUGCGGACGCCCUCGUCCCGCCUCGCCGCCAAACACAGCUGUCCCACCAGCCCCGCCCCGAUGUUCAGACGGACCAAACAGGAGAUCAAAUCGGCGCAGAAGAUAGCCAAGAAGUCGUCGUCCAUCCCUCAGCUGUGGUCCAAGUGCCUGCUGCGUCACUGUUACGGCCUGUGGUUCAUCUGUCUGCCGGCGUACGUGAAGGUGUGUCACUCCAAGGUGCGGGCGCUCCGCACCGCCUACGACGUCCUCAGGAAGAUGCAGGCGAAAAAGCUGCAGCCUCCCGAUGAGGUGUGCUACCGGGUCCUGAUGCAGCUGUGUGGACAGUAUGGCCAGCCUGUUCUGGCUGUCAGGGUCCUCUUUGAGAUGAAGAAGGCCGGCGUUCACCCCAAUGCCAUCACUUAUGGCUACUACAACAAGGCGGUGUUGGAGAGCACGUGGCCUUCCAGUACCAGAGGAGGAUACUUUCUGUGGAUGAAGCUGAGAAACGUCAUUCUGGGCGUGGCUCAGUUCAAAAGAGCUCUGCGACGACAUGGACCCCUGACCCAGAGCCCUUUCUCAGCUUGUUGUUUCUGGGCAGAUGGCAGCGACCUGGACGCUGUGAGUCACGGCAGUCUGGAUAGCUCUGCUGACCCUAACCCGGCCGAGCAGAGCCCCAUCGCCUCUGACUCUGUCAAAGUAGACCCAGCUGACGAUAGAUCUAGCACAGUCGGCGGCGGGGGCGACAGCGCGGGGGCCAGGCCCGUGGCGGCCCGCUCACGCUGGGUGGGCUCUGAGCUCAGAGAAGCCGCUCUCCACCCAGGAGAUCAGUCGGAUUUGGGUUAUAACUCCCUGUCCAAGGAGGAGGUUCGGAGAGGAGACCCCGCUCCCCAGGACGCAGCCGCCGACAAAGACGAUAAGAAGGAGAGCGACUGCAGCUCCUUGUCGGAGACUGAGAGUGUAAAGGGAAGCAAGGACUGCCUCCCUCAGCUGGACUUGGAGGUCAGUUCCUCCUUCAAACCUCGUGGCAUCGUUCGGAGCAACUAUCCGUACGGAGACUCCGCCAGAAAACCCAAGAGCUCCACGAGCGCAGGACACAUCGCAGGUCUCCUCUUCACCACCUCGCUGGAUGAAAUCGGAGAGGUUCGCGCCAACAGCUUGCUCAGGAGACACCGGAGCGCCCUGGAGGAGGUGGUGGGCAGCUCCGCCACCACCGUGCUCGGCCUGGGUAUGAGCCAAGCCGAGACCGACCCGGACAAGAUAGCCGGACACCUGGGCGCUGAUGCCAGGAUCCUCUCCGGCACUAAUUACAAGAACAAGAAGCCUCAUUUAAGAGGUUUUGGAGGGCUGGAGAAAAUGUCGGCUGACGCAGCGGGAGGCUGCAACCACAGAGAGGAGGAGGAGGAUUACAGCGAUGAAGACAAGAGCCACACAGAAGCCAUUUUUGAUUUUGAAGACCUGGAUUUAGAGAAGCCUGCGCCAGCGGCCAAACACCUCAAAGCUCACAAAAAACCCGUAGAGCGCAGCGCCAGCUACGGCGGCAUGAGCGCCGCGGCGUCCAAAGGCGCGGUGAAGCGUACGGACAUCGAAACGGGCUACGACCCCCUCUCCCUGCUGGCCGCGGAGUCGCAGAGCGCUCAGCCGGACGUGAACCAGGACUCCGAGGGAGACGAGGCCGGCACGCCCAGCGCCCGCAGGAAUCUGGCCCGGGAGAUCGAGCUCUACAUGAGCCACAUGGACACCCCGCUGAGCAGCCGCACGUCCAGCUCCGAGCUGCAGGACCCCGUCAGCCCGCUGCUCCUGCACCCGUCCUCCGCCUUCCGCCGGUCCAGCCUGCCCCACGCCUCCCCCAUGAGGAGCGCCGGCUUCCCGCGCUCACGCACCUUCCACCAGACCUCGCCCUCCCGGCCCAUCUCCCGCCAGCGGCUCAUGUCGUCCCCUUCCUGCCGGAGCUCCAGCACCAGCCCCAGCCUCAGCCCCUUCAGGGAGCGCGGCGACGGGGCGGGCCUGGCGUCGCCCUCCUCGUCCUCCUUCGCCCUGGACACCCUGCUCACGCCCACGCUGGACGUUUUCAAGACCAGCGUCGUCUCUGCCGGGAAGGGCGUGGCGGAGAAGGCGAGCCGCUGGUACUCGCGCUUCGCUACGUACACAACGCCCACCAAGGACGCCAACAGCGACCGUCUGAGUGUGUCCUCCCUCAGUGUUGGAGACCCAGACUGCUCGUCCAUGCAGGAUGACGCAGAGUGUGAGGACACCGAGUGUCUUGCCGUCUCCCCGCAGAAGAACUGCCCACCUGGCCCGUACGGGUCCCGCCGGAGCCCCAGGCGGAGCCCCGCCCACUCCAGAGUGGACAGUCCCACCGCGAGCCGCAGCCUCGGGAGACCGACGUCUCUUCCUCCUGGGUGUCCUCUGUCUCUGACCGGGUUCCCUCUGCCGGACAAGUCCGACCUCGGGUCGUCACGCUACACCAGCAACACCAGCAUCUUCAACAACUACGCCAUGGAGCUGCUGAUCUCCAGCUGCUCCCGCUGUAAAACGUGCGACUGCUUGGUGUACGACGAGGAGAUCAUGGCCGGCUGGACGGCCGACGACUCCAACCUCAACACCACCUGCCCGUUCUGUGGGAACCCCUUCCUGCCGUUCCUCAACGUGGAGAUCAGGGACAUGAGAGGACCUGGAAGGCUCUUCCUGAAGGGCAGUCCGUCCGUGGAGGACGCCAUGACGUCAUCGUACUCCGCCUCCACAGGUUUGGACACGGGGACGUCCACGUUGUCCACGCCGUGUCCCACCACAGCCGUGUUCCCCCCCUCACCAACCGCGGCCGCACGGGACUCCCCUGGAAGGGUUCGACCCAACAGGGCUCGAGGCAUCAACAUCCCCACAGAGCGUCGCCAGGGGGCGCUGUCUUCCGGAGGACCCAUGACUCGCAGCGUCAGCGCCUUCGGCCCCAUGGAGGAGGAGUCCCAGUUCAGCCACCACCUGCCGACGUCAGGCAGCCUGCCGAGCCACCUGAACGAAGCCCCGGACCCCCUGAGCAUGGACUGGCAGCUCCACAACCCUGAGCCCGUGACGGUUCCCUAUCUGAGCCCCCUGGUGCUGUGGAAGGAGCUGGAGAGUCUGCUGGAGAACGAGGGGGACCCGGUGAUCGCCGAAGCCGACAUGGUGGACCAUCACCCCAUCAUCUACUGGAACCUGCUGUGGUACUUCAGACGGCUGGACCUGCCCAGCAAUCUGCCGGGCCUCAUCCUCACCUCCGAGCACUGCAACAGAGACUCCCAGGUGCCUCGUCACUGGAUGUCGGAGGACAGCAAACACGUGCUGAUCCAGAUCCUGUGGGACAACCUGAAGCUGCACCAGGACCCCGUCCAGCCGCUCUACAUCCUCUGGAACACAUACAGGCUUAAUUGUACUCUGUUGUUAGAGAACGUGGGCUACCCUCUGUCCCGGCCGGUCCCGGAGGAGGAGAAGCCGUUCACCGACGAGCUGCUGCAGGGCGUGGUGAGGAGCAUCCAGAGGAACGACGUCAGCCGGCCCAUGGCUCAGCUGCUGCAGCUCCUGGACAAGAUGCUGGGCGUCGGACGGCAGAGGAGUUUGUACCGGGACAUCCUCUUCCUCUCCCUGGUGGCUCUGGGAAAAGAUAACAUUGAUAUUGAUGCCUUCGAUCGGGAGUACAAGCUGGCGUACGACCGCCUGCUGCCCCACCUGGUGAAGCUGACCCACAACUGUGACCGUCCUCCCAGCACGGGCGUGAUGGAGUGCCGCAGGACGUUUGGAGAGCCUUACCUGUGAAGCGCUCCCCUUCCCCCUCCCUCCUCAUGGCUUUACCUCCAGCUCAGGAACCCUGCAGGAAGACUGAAUGUGCACUACGGUGACGCUCGGAGCAGCCGUCUGCUGCGCUCUGCUCCAUGCAGCCCGAACGUUUCACAGACUUCAUCUCGGCAACGAUGCAAACUCGCAGCGCUCCUGAACGCACCGCUUUCAUCCAGCGUCUCGCCUCGUUUCUGUUAAAAAAAA
Messenger RNA from Fundulus heteroclitus (mummichog), 6503 nucleotides. RefSeq names its product C-myc promoter-binding protein. Bases 288 to 6278 code for a protein of 1996 amino acids. The record is from RefSeq and is a predicted model, not a curated record. The transcript is spliced from 35 exons. Gene Ontology annotation, molecular function: protein binding. Gene Ontology annotation, cellular component: cytoplasmic vesicle; ESCRT I complex. Gene Ontology annotation, biological process: regulation of Rab protein signal transduction. NCBI's taxonomy places the organism in Eukaryota, Metazoa, Chordata, Actinopteri, Cyprinodontiformes, Fundulidae.